AUGAGUGCCGCCGCAGGUUGUCAAGAUGGGCCGGAGACAAGGACCUUCACUAUCCUCUUGAUCGGUGACCUGAUGAUAGGCCGACUUAUCGAUGCCCUCCUCCCGACUAGCAUUGCGCGUGAACAGCCCGAGUCUUGCCCAGAAGAUGCCGCACAGAAGGUUGAUGAGUACAUCUUACCGAGGAACCCUCAACUCAACUCGUACCACUAUCUUUCACCCUGGGGCAAUGCCGUCGACCUCAUUCGAAGUUCAGACGGUGUAAUUGUCAAUCUGGAAACAGCAUUAACCACAACGACGACGCCCUGGCCCGGAAAAGUGUUCAACUACCGAAGUCAUCCUGGUAACGUUAGAUGUCUACAAGAGUUGGGCUUGGGUGACGGAUCACACAGAGCCAGUGUGUCUCUCGCAAACAAUCACACUCUGGAUUGGUGUAGGGAAGGGUUACUCGACACAGUCCAGGCACUCCACGAUGCGGGUGUCGGAUUUGCCGGGGCAGGAAGAACCGUGGAAGAGGCGGCUCAGCCGGGUAUUGUCAAGCUUGGGAAAGGCAGCUGGACCGUCAAGUGCUGGAGUUUCUCGGAUCACCCGACGGACUGGAGAGGCGAGGAGUGUUUCAAUCUGAUUGACUACACAGGGACGAGUCGAGAGUUCAUGGAGAGACAGAUCAAGGCCGACGACGAGAUCGAACGAUACCGGCAUGAAGGACGUUCAGCGCUGAAACUCGUCUCUAUGCACUGGGGACCGAAUUACCGAUGGCAGCCAUCACAAGAGAUUGUUGCAACAGCACACUGGCUGAUCGAUGCAUGCGACGUCGAUAUUGUCCAUGGCCACAGUAGCCAUCAUAUUCAAGGGGUCGAGGUAUACAAAGGCAGACUGAUCGUCUAUGGGUGUGGUGAUUUCGUGGACGACUAUGCAGUCGAUCCCAACUGGCGAAACGACCUGAGUGCCGCAUGGAGGGUUACAGUUGCGGAGGUGGCGGACAGACUGGCCGUGAAGACAUUGGAAGGUUUCCCCAACCGUAUACAGAACUUCCAGGCCCAUCUACUCAACGCCAGAGACGAUGAUCAUAAGUGGGUUGGAACCAAGUUCAGGGACCUCUGCGCAACGUUCCACACUGUGGUCGACGAUGAAUUGGGUCCCGAGUCACAGCUCGUAGUUGCCAUGGAAAAGCAAAGACGGGCUUGA
This is a messenger RNA of Exophiala spinifera, 1185 nucleotides long. RefSeq lists its product as uncharacterized. The record is from RefSeq and is a predicted model, not a curated record. Lineage: Eukaryota; Fungi; Ascomycota; Eurotiomycetes; Chaetothyriales; Herpotrichiellaceae. The transcript has a single exon. Bases 1 to 1185 code for a protein of 394 amino acids.